Messenger RNA from Vigna unguiculata (cowpea), 1508 nucleotides. Its product is annotated as DUF1677 family protein (DUF1677). Lineage: Eukaryota; Viridiplantae; Streptophyta; Magnoliopsida; Fabales; Fabaceae. The record is from RefSeq and is a predicted model, not a curated record.
GAUAUUAUAUAUGAAUAUGAGGCGUAUUUAUUUAUACUAAGAAAUAAGUUAUUGUUUGUGUGACACAGUUUUCUAACAUUAGUUUGUUAGCAUAGGACAACACAAAUCUGUGUUGACUCACUCUCUUCUUCCCUCAACACAUCAUUAUUAAGAGAGAGAGGGUGUGUGUGAUCUUGCAAGUUCUGUUCCGGCAACACCAACAAGGCAUGGCAAUUUCAGGGUCAGAGACUCAGAGUUCGUCCUCACUGAAAAUUGUGUCUCAGGUGGAAGUGGAGUGCGUGAAAUGCGACUCGUGCGGGUUCACAGAGGAAUGCACCCCUGCGUACAUCUCGAGGGUGCGUCAGAGGUACCAGGGUCGGUGGCUCUGUGGGCUGUGUGUGGAGGCUGUGAAACACGAGGUGGUAAGAUCAGAAAGUGUCAUCACCACCGAAGAAGCCCUGGACCGCCACAUCACUUUCUGUAGAGAGUUCCGAUCAUCCACCGUUCUCAACGAAACUGAGCACCCCAUCUUCGCCAUGGGACGCCUCCUCCGCCGGAGCCUCGAUUCUCCCAAGCCGCUCCGAUCGAACUCUACGGGAGCUCUCGGGGUUAAAACCCUGCAAUUGAUUCGAUCCGAGAGUUGCUUCUCUUCAAUCUCCGGCUAAAAGGAGAUCUGCUUUAAGGAAAUAAAGCUGAAAAGUCUUGCAACUGCUGAAUUUGAAUCAGAACAGAAGAAAAAGACAGCGCAAAGUUGCGAUUAUGAUGGCUGGCUCAAGGCUCAAGCAGUCCUGAAAAGGAACCAUUUUUUUCUUUCAUUGGCUAUAGCUGUAUGCUUAAAGAAUAUGAGAAUCUUCAACCUUUUCCAAGCUAAUAAUUCCAGGUGUGCUUAGCUGUUUGUGUCAAUUGGCAGCAUGGCCAUUCAACAGUGAUGCCUCCAUUUUGAUGAUGAUAAUAAUAAUAAUAAUAAAAAGAAAAAAGAAAUUAAGGAAAGUUGUUUAAUCGGGGGCAUUUUGCAUGAGAGAUAUUUACAGAGGAGGAAGGUGCAGGGAAAUUUCCCUACAGUGAAAGAGCCAUCACUUUUGUUGGAAAAGUUUAGCAUUUCCAAGCUACAAAAAGUUUAGAUUAGAAUUUGCGUCACAGAAAAAAUGCACUGGACUGGAGUGGAGUGAAACUGCACAAAGUUGCACAUCUUUCAUCUUUUGUUCCUUUUCUUGUGUUUCUAUCUGAAUGCCUUGUGAUGCAUUGCCUUUUUCAUACCCGAAUUGCAUUGCUUUGCAAUUCAUGCAUUCAGGGGUGUAACAUUUUGUAACUUUUACAGUGCCAUCAUCCACUUGAAACCUUUGCCAUUAGUAUUUUUAUCAGAGCACACCAUUCUCAAAGAACAUCAUGGUUGUGUUGUGUCUGAUGUGAAUCUUCGGGGUGCAUCUUCUCCAGGAGUUUUCUGCAAAUUGUAACAUCAUAUACACCGAAACCGACAAAGAUCAUAAUGGGGUCAGUGUACACAUCCAACAAAUCGGAAUAUUAUUAAU